AUGAAGUCACCAAAGAUAAAUUUUGAUCCUCCAUUUUUAAUGCUGAUGCCAGUUCCUCUGGAUGUGAAAUCUGAAGCAGCCAUCAAUAUCAUUCCACAAGAUUUUUUAAGGCAAUCACAAAUUCAAGUUGAACUUCCAGAGCUUGAACUCGAAGAUGGUGACAGGAUUUACCCUUUUUCGAUACAGUUCCCAGAAGGAAAAGAUAUUGUUCUUUCAUCAGAUGGCACAAAUAAGGAACUAAUUUGUCAUAUCAGCUUCAGAUCAUCUAGACCGGUGUCAUUUUUAGGGAAUAUCCUCUUCAUUGUUGAAGAAGAAAGCAGGUGCUUUUCAGCACGUGGGAAGACCUAUCCUGUAAAACAUAGAGUUAAUGGGAAAAAUGUGCAGACAGUAAGGAAUGCAGUAGGGGAGAAGUUGUUCUGCAUCCAUGUUGUACUCCACAGUCACUUUCCCAUAGUAGUUCCUCAAGUUCCUUUGGUGCAACCACUGCCUCAACCUAUGAAGAUUCUCAAUCAGGUCCUACCACUGUCACUGACUGGAUCGGCCUUGGCCAGUGGCAAGUCCGUCUUGGAGCUGGCGGGCAUUGCCUCUGUUGGACAUAGAGAAACUUUUAAGCAGCUUCUCACAGAAGCCACUUGUGUAGCCUCCACCGAGUCAGAUUCUACGUUUGAAAGUGAGAGUGAUGAAAAGAUGAGUGAUGAGAGUGAAGCUGACAGUCAAAGUGAUGGGAGAGAAAAUAAAUUUGAAUUGUCAUUUUUUCCUGAUGAAGAUAAAGAGGAGUACAUCUUCUUUCAGAAAACCCUAACUGCUGUUAAGAAUUGGUUCACUCUCUUUGGUUGGUCGAAGGGACAAAAUCCUGUUUCAAUACCAUAUUCACUAAGACGUGAUGUGUGUAAAGACCAGAUGACCUCUUCACAAGAAACAGGUUUUAAACAAAACCUUGGCAAAGAUACUAAGACUGUUUAUGACAUGUUAUUCCAUCUGAGUGGACAGUUGUUACCAGGCAUUACAUCGAGCAAGUCAUUGCCCCUUGAUCCAGUUGAACGAAUGUUACAGCUCCACCAGCAGCAUUCUACAUUGCUUGCUUUUCUUAAAAGCCAAGGAGCAUAUCUUCCUCAUGUUAUGCCAGAAUUUCUGCUUGAACCUGAUGAUUAUAAGAAAUGGAUUAAAAUGCAAACUGUUCUGACGGGUCGUAUGGAUGAGUUGAGAAAAGCAGAUGUGAAAAACUCAGAUAUACUUAGCGACAAGCAUCUGUUCGUUCUGGAGGACAGCAUAUUUGAGAUGAUGAGCAAACGAGCUUGGACAGAUGUGCUACUGCAGAUAUACAAGGUGUUUGUUCUUCCACGUGCUUCUUCAAGUAAUAUCACUGAUCUGUUCAGCUUGGAAAGCUUGCAGAAAAUGCCAAGAAUAAAAUCAGAACCUUUAUCCAGUAACAUAUAUUCUCCAUAUGAACGAACCAUCCUCACCUGGUUGAAUAAACACUAUGAGAAGAAUCGACAAACUGUGUGGAAAGAUUGUCAAAAAGGUGAAGUACCACCAAUGAGAUGGAUAGUAAAUUUUGACCGAGAUCUUCUAGAUGGUCUGGUAUUGGCAGCACAGCUGGCAGCUUAUUGUCCAUAUUUGAUUGCUACUCACUUUGUAAGGAUGUAUACUGAUCCAAGAACUCCUGAACAGUUUCUGCACAACUGUUUGAUACUUGUGAGUGCUAUGCAUGCUGUCAGUCUGGCUAUAGACAUAAAGCUAGAUAGAUGA
Charadrius vociferus (killdeer) is the source of this 1749-nucleotide messenger RNA. RefSeq names its product calponin homology domain containing 2 (gene CFAP47). Gene Ontology annotation, molecular function: protein binding. The record is from RefSeq and is a predicted model, not a curated record. NCBI's taxonomy places the organism in Eukaryota, Metazoa, Chordata, Aves, Charadriiformes, Charadriidae. The transcript has 13 exons. The coding region runs from base 1 to 1749 and encodes 582 amino acids.